AUGCUGCGGGUCAAGGACCCCAAGCGAUCAUUGGAGUACUACAAGUUUCUCGGCCUGACCGAAAUCUACAAACUUGACUUCCCCGAAUGGAAGUUCUGCAACUACUUCCUCGCCUACGCCGGCCCCGCCUCGCUCCAGGGAGGGGACCGCCACUUCACCGAUCGCAAUGCUGUGCUGGAACUUUGCCACAACUACGGCACCGAAGAUGAUCCUAACUACAGUGUGGCCAAUGGCAACACCGACCCCUACCGCGGUUUUGGCCACAUCGCCAUCUCCGUGGACAACAUCGAGGCCGCUUGCAAGCGCAUCGAGGACGCCGGGUACUCCUUCCAGAAGAAGCUGACCGAAGGUCGGAUGCGACACAUUGCCUUUGCCAAGGAUCCCGAUGGGUACUGGGUUGAGAUCAUCCGCCGCGCCGACGAGGAUCUGUCCACCACCACCGACCCGGGCUCCUAUCGUCUCAACCACACCAUGCUGCGUGUCAAGGAUGCCGAGACCAGCCUCAAGUUCUACCAGGAGUCGAUGGGCAUGACGCUCGUCCGAACCGUCGAGAACCCCGACGCCAAGUUCAACCUGUACUUCCUCGGAUACCCCAACUCGAACCCCAAGAUCCAAGAGGGUGCGAAGAACGGCGUCGCCGAGUGGGAGGGCCUCCUGGAGCUGACUUGGAACUACGGUACGGAGAAGCAGGAGGGCCCCGUCUACCACAACGGUAACACGGAGCCGCAAGGAUUCGGCCAUAUCUGUAUCACGGUCGAUGAUCUUCAGGCGUCGUGCGACCGCUUCGACUCUCUGAACGUCCCAUUUAAGAAGCGUCUGACCGAUGGUCGCAUGAACAACAUUGCUUUCGUCUUGGAUCCCGAUGGGUACUGGAUCGAGGUGAUCCAGAAUGAGCGGAUCAAGCGCACCUCCAACUGGUAG
Messenger RNA from Penicillium canariense, 921 nucleotides. Its product is annotated as lactoylglutathione lyase GLO1. The record is from RefSeq and is a predicted model, not a curated record. The transcript is spliced from 2 exons. Lineage: Eukaryota; Fungi; Ascomycota; Eurotiomycetes; Eurotiales; Aspergillaceae. Bases 1 to 921 code for a protein of 306 amino acids. Gene Ontology annotation, molecular function: metal ion binding; lactoylglutathione lyase activity.